Molecule: messenger RNA, 1002 nt
Organism: Talaromyces amestolkiae
Lineage: Eukaryota; Fungi; Ascomycota; Eurotiomycetes; Eurotiales; Trichocomaceae
Exons: 2
Coding region: 1-1002 (333 amino acids)
Molecular function (GO): protein binding
Source: RefSeq, a predicted model, not a curated record
AUGACCAUUCAAGCCAAAUGGAGCAAGCUCCUUGACGUCGAAGUCCUCCAGCGCUCGUCACAGGCGCUGUCUGUCGUCGAUGACAAAGUCUACGUAUUUGGCGGAGAAUUCCGACCCCGAGAACCCCGCGAUAAUGUCGUUCACGUUGUCUCCUUGAACAGCCAAGCCACACUCCAAUCUAUCCCCUCCCAGUCUGAUGCACCCUCUCCUCGAGUCGGAACCGCAACCACAACGUUGAACGGCGAUAUUUAUCUCUUCUCUGGCCGCGGCGGAGUAGCAAUGGCUCCUAUUAACGAGAAGGGUGCCGUGUGGAAAUACACUACUGCCACCGGACAAUGGUCGACUGUAUCUCCAGUUGACACAGCCAACGCCCCAGAGCCACGCAGCUAUCACUGCAGCUGCAGCAACCAGAAAGAUACUAUAUAUGUUCACGCCGGAUGUCCCGAGAAGGGUCGACUUUCGGAUCUGUGGUCUUUUAAUAUCACCACCAAACAAUGGAAACAACUCACCUCUGCUCCUGAUCCUUCCCGCGGAGGCGCCUCUAUCACUUUCGCAAACGGCAAACUCUACCGUAUGAAUGGCUUCGAUGGAAAAACUGAGCAAGGCGGAAGUAUUGACGUGUACACCCCCGAAACCGACUCCUGGGAAACACACACGUACAAGCCGGAUAACGAGUCCGGCCCAAUUGCACGAAGUGUUUGCGCGUUGCUUCCGGUCGCUGUUGGCGAGAAGUCUUACAUCGUCACGCUGUUCGGAGAGAGCGACCCAAGCAAUCUGGGGCAUCAAGGUGCUGGCAAAAUGCUGGGCGAUGUAUGGGCUUUUGACAUUGUAGGGAAGACAUGGCACAAGGUCGAUACUCGGGGCGAUGCAGUGCCUGACGCAAGAGGAUGGUUCGGCGCUGACGUUGUCGGCAAGGACACCAUUGUGGUCCAGGGAGGACUGGGAGAGGCCAACAACCGUCUGGGAGAUGUCUGGAGUCUCAGCUUUGUGCAGUCGAAUUGA